AAGUCGCACGAAUACGAUACCGCUUGAUGCCGACACUUUGUUCCCGUUGCUGUCGGCUGCUAGCAGUGCCAGCUGCAUCCGGACGACACGACGUAACGCUCGCGAUACGGAGACAGAGAGAGGAAAAUCGUCCGUGCAUUCACGAUCUAUCACGGUCCGAGUGAAGUGUCUGCAGAUACGCGAGUCGACAUCGAGAUAAUCCCUGACACGAACCGGCAGUUCUAGAUAAGAGUCAUUAUCUCGUAGAUAGAUAUUCCUGUGAGAAGAGUCUACGCUGGAGUACGCCGAAAUGACCAAGUCAGAGAAUAUCUUUCUCUUUGUGCCAAAUAUCAUCGGUAUCGGCAGAGUGAUUCUGGCAUUGAUUUCCUUCUACUUUAUGUCCACCAACUACGUCAUUGCAUCAUGGUGUUACGUGGUUAGCUCGUUGCUGGACGCGGUAGACGGCCAUGCGGCCAGGUAUUACAAUCAGAGCACCAAGUUUGGUGCGAUCUUGGAUCAACUGACGGAUAGAAUCGGCACGAUGUGUCUCAUGGCUACGUUGUGCCAAUUCUACGAACCCUAUACCUUCUGGUUUCGAGUGAGCAUGGCUAUCGACAUAUCCUGCCACUGGAUAUAUUUGCACACGACUCUUCUGCAAGGAAAAACCAGUCACAAAUUUGUCGAUAUGUCCGAGAAUCCGAUCAUGAGACUGUACUACACAAAUCGCAUGGUACUAUUCUUCAUGUGCGCUGGCAACGAAGCAUUCUACGCUGGUCUAUACCUCCUGCAUUUUACCCCAGGACCAAUUUUUGCCGGUAUGAGUCUGUACAAUUUAAUCGUGCACUUGACCUUCCCGAUAGCACUUGUCAAAGCCGCUAUCUCUCUAUUACAUGGAUACGUGGCAUGCAUCAAUCUCAGCAUCAUUGACGUGAAAGAACGCCAGGAGCGGCUUAAAAUGAAUUAAGAAUCUCUCGCUCUCUCAACGCAUUAUUUGCUAGUCAAGUUGAAUGUGAUCUACGAUCUUCCUAUUCUAUAAAUUGAUACACGCAUGUUUAUAUACUUCCAUAUAUAUAUUUUUAAGAAGCAGAAAGAACGUGUUUAAAAAUGCGUGGUCAAAAGAUGUCUCUAUUUAACUUAUAGAUCUAUCUUGUAAACUCAAAUGAAUGUCGUUAUCACUUAUAUUGUCCCAGAUAUAAUAUACGGUAAAAAGCUUAAUGAUAACAACACUCGUCAAAAGUUACAGAAUAGGCCUAUUAGUUGAUGUAGGAAAUAUUAUUCUUUAAAAAUAAUCUGAAGAAAAUGGCCAAACUCUCUUAGGAUAUAUGUGAAAUGUAUACUUUUACGAAAAAGGAGAGGAAUUUAUUUUUAAAGCACUAAUAGUGACAAAGACCAAAAUAUUUCGUUACUAAUAUGGCAUAGUUUCAUAGGCUGCGUUCAGCAGAAAAAUAGUUUUACAACUGCUGUAAAAUUUUUUAAUAUGAUUGAUCUUGCCUUUAGUUCCUCAUUAUAAAUGCAUAAACCAAUCGUUAAAGAAUUUUAUAAUUAUCAAACUGGUUUUUCUGCUAAACGCAAUCAUGUUUUCAUAAUCUGCUAAAGAGCAAGGCCAUAAGCCAUAAAGCCUUAAACCAAGAAAUUGAUUAAUCAUAAUUGAAUAUGAGAAAAAUAAUCGACUGUGAUUGGUCAAUUUCUUACGGCUUUUCAACUUAGGAUCUCUUAAAAUAAGAUUGUGAACCUAGACACAAUCUUUUGUAGCAUAUCGUUUAUAGCAUUUAUUAUACACUAGAAGAGUAAGUUAUUAAUGUUCUUUCAAGAUUUCGGAUAUGUAGAAAUUACAGAUUCCUGUGCAUCAAUAUUCCUUAUAUUUUUUUAUAUUUUUCCAGUAGACAGUUUAGAGGAUAACAUAUUCCUCGUGUAACACAUUCUUUCAUAUAGGAAAAAUGAUUUCGAUGUAUCGCAAUAUGUUGAAUAAAACAUGAUUU
Messenger RNA from Atta colombica, 1958 nucleotides. It is a transcript of the gene Pis, whose product is annotated as CDP-diacylglycerol--inositol 3-phosphatidyltransferase. Gene Ontology annotation, cellular component: membrane; Golgi apparatus. The record is from RefSeq and is a predicted model, not a curated record. The transcript is spliced from 4 exons. Bases 290 to 943 code for a protein of 217 amino acids. NCBI's taxonomy places the organism in Eukaryota, Metazoa, Arthropoda, Insecta, Hymenoptera, Formicidae. Gene Ontology annotation, biological process: phosphatidylinositol biosynthetic process. Gene Ontology annotation, molecular function: CDP-diacylglycerol-inositol 3-phosphatidyltransferase activity.